This is a messenger RNA of Chaetomium globosum CBS 148.51, 1623 nucleotides long. RefSeq lists its product as uncharacterized. The transcript has 4 exons. Gene Ontology annotation, molecular function: protein binding. The record is from RefSeq and is a predicted model, not a curated record. Lineage: Eukaryota; Fungi; Ascomycota; Sordariomycetes; Sordariales; Chaetomiaceae. The coding region runs from base 1 to 1623 and encodes 540 amino acids.
AUGCCCAUCCUCGACACCCUCACCACUGUUGCUUCGGCUCUGUUUAGCAACCUUGCCCCAUUCCACGUCCUCUUUUAUUCUACACUUCUUGGCACAGAACUAUUCCAAACUUUCAUCAACACCAAAGUCGCCUUCAUCGCUCUUCCUCGGUCCGCAUUCACCACGCUCCAAAGACGCAUCUUCCCCGUCUACUUCUUGAGCCAGACAACCCUGGUCGUUUUGAGUGCCAUAACCUUUCCCCCACAUGGCGUCUCUUCUUUAAUUAUGCGGAGGGGUGAUUGGAUCCCGUAUGCCGUGGCAACGGUGACGUCAGUUCUGAACCUUGCCGUGUACGGGCCGAAGACGCAAAAGGCCAUGGUCGACUGUGUACACCAAGAGUGCUCUAAGGAGCACUCCAGAGCCAAGGAGGACAGCCAGUUAGGAGCUGCUCUGAGGGGCUCUCGAGAGCCGUCGAGAGCUCGGGUUGGUGUUGACUUUGUCCGGGAGUACUGCUCGCUGGUCUUGCCGCACAUGAGCUGCGGGCCACGCGUCUGUGGCCAGUACCCCUACGAAUACCGAGUAGCCCUGCCGCCGACGGGUCUCCCGAUCAUCUCUCGCCCGAGCUCGGGAAGCCUCGGGUGGUUCGAUAACUGGCCCUUGGAUCUGCUGACGGAAACCCUCGAGGGCAUGGACAUGAAGUCGAUGUUGGCCUUCUCGCGGGUUUCCGUCCGGGCCUACAACCUGGUCCACUCGCUCUCGGCUUACAAGGAGGUCAUGGAGCACGCCAAGGGGGCUGUAUCCAUCCUUGGCGCCACGGGGUUGCUCGCCCACCACUCCGCCUCGUCGCUCCGCCGCGCCCUCCGCUCCCCUCGCGCCUGUUCCGGGUUUGGGGCGCUCCUUUUCCUUCCGACGUGCCAACGAGCCUGCGGCGACUGCCUCAUACGGAAAGCGGAGUUCCAGGUUUGUACUCCAGAGGAAGCCGGGGCGUUGUUCAGCCUUACGAAGGAGCAGCUCGCCUCGAUUCCGGAGCUACGGUUACCCCCGGACAUCUAUGCCGUCGAUCCAGACCACGACUUGCCCUGUAUAUCGGGCUCGUUGGUGAGCUUCAAGCAAGUGUACGAUCUAGCAGCGCAUUUGCCCAAGGAGGCGGCAUGGUGGCAUCCGAACCUCGAUAUCCAAGAACUCGUCGAGAUCCUUGGCGGCAGCGGCCAGUACUCAGGCCCUAGCUACAUCCGUUUUCCCUUCCUCGACGCGGCCGGACGCAACACGGCCGUCGACGGCCGUGCGUCAACCCAUAUCAAGACCAUGGCCGCUCGGUUGUGGUCUGAGGGGGAGCUUACCGAGCACGGCACAAACUGUUAUGGCGUCCGCGUCUUAUCUCGGAGAUGGCACGGUGACCUUCAGGGCAUGCAGCGGCGCCGACUUCUGGCUAGGAGCAUGGCUCCAGCGAGGGCCAUCACCAACCCCCUUGCCCUAUCCUCGCCAUGGCGACUCAUGAAGCUCACAGACGAGACAAUCAGAGAAAGGGCGGCGAUGGUCAGGGAGCACAACCGCUGGAUGGCGGAGCAACGGAGGCUGGACAAAAUCCGCGACCCAGUGGAGCAUUUCAUACCCUACUCAAAAGACCACCUCCCAGGGGAUUAA